Molecule: messenger RNA, 1146 nt
Organism: Aureobasidium namibiae CBS 147.97
Lineage: Eukaryota; Fungi; Ascomycota; Dothideomycetes; Dothideales; Saccotheciaceae
Exons: 2
Coding region: 1-1146 (381 amino acids)
Biological process (GO): regulation of transcription by RNA polymerase II
Cellular component (GO): nucleus
Molecular function (GO): RNA polymerase II cis-regulatory region sequence-specific DNA binding; DNA-binding transcription factor activity, RNA polymerase II-specific
Source: RefSeq, a predicted model, not a curated record
AUGGCAAUGGCCGUCGACAACCGCCAGCAGGUCCCUGGCCACCUCUCCUACGACCACAUGCGCUACCCCGCCGCACCGCAUUUCACCAACCCAUGGGUGUCUGCCGGUCCUGCGCCGAGCCACAUGUACGCUACCUCGUUGCCUCAACCUUCGAUGGUCAGCGAUCCCGGCGCACAUCACUUGGUGGCAAGAGCCCCCAGUGUCAGUGUGACCAUGCCCAUGCACUCGAGUGCCAUGCCGGCUCCUACUCUGGCUUCAGGUAUUGAUUCUUUGGAUGCUCUCUACGCGCAAUCCAGCUUACCAGGCCAAGACGGCCUCAGUGCUCCUCGUCCCUAUGGUUCGUCCUAUGUCACAUCGGCUCCCUCGUCUGGCGCCAUGUACGCCCCGACCUCUGCUCCUCAAUAUGCCCGCGAGUACCCUCAGACCUCUUCAUACGCCGCCUACAACCAGGACCGUCGCUCCUCGCACCCGUCAGUAGCUUCCGCCAGUUUCCUUGGAAACCCCGUGCUCGCUCAAAAGCACCGCCAGAGCAGCUUAAUUGACGUCAACAGACUGAAUGCCGCUCCCAAUGAGACAGAGCAGCGCAGCAGCUUCAGUGAUGCUCUUGAUGCCAGCCGAGGCAUGGUUGCCAUGAGCCAAGACAUCACUCCCAGAAACAUCUAUGGAAACCAGGGCUCCGCCAGAAGCUCAACCGACUCAUAUGGCUUCCCCUCUACACAUUCAGCCCACUCUUCCAUCUCAUCCUCCAGCACCUACCCUUCAUCAUACUAUGGAUCUGUCAGCGAGGCUUCAUACGGCGAUUACAGCUCGGCAAGCGAGUCCGUCGACACAUCAUCUCGCACAUUGCCCCGCCCUACUGCUCUGUCAGGGGGUGUUGCCAUGCCUCCUGCACCUCAAUCCAUGAUGGGUCAAUUCAGCUCAAAGGUCUCUUCGAGUUCUCAGAAGAAGCACAAGUGCAAGAUUUGCGAUAAGCGCUUCACUCGUCCCAGCUCUCUUCAAACCCACAUGUACAGCCACACUGGCGAGAAGCCAUUUGCAUGCGAUGUUGAGGGAUGUGGCCGCCAUUUCUCAGUCGUAUCCAACCUUAGACGCCACCGCAAGGUACACAAGGGCGAAGACUCGCACGCCUCGCCGGAUGACGAGUAA